AUGCCGGCCGCUGUAGCAGGGCAUAGUCACCGCCCGACUACAAAGGUCUCCCACAAGGCCUUCAAGUCUAAGAAAACCACCAAAGGCGCUUUGCGCGACCAGUCAAAAGGCAAAGUACCAAACGAACGGAGGAGGACCCCCCAGCAACAAGUCAUGUCGAAACUCGACCGUCGAAACCACAACCGCCAACGCCAGCUGGAGAAGCAGCGCGAGCACCGGCAAGAGACUUCCGUCUUCAACGGACGAGAUGGUGCUCCCAGAAAUGUCGCUGUCAUUCCGCUGUGCGGUGACUGCGACGCCACUGCUGCGAUUGCUGCUUUGAAUAGCAGUCUCGAUAUCGAGGCCGAGCUCAAGGCCGGCUGCAACAGGGUGUCUGUCGACCGUUUCAAGCAGAAACUACAAUAUUUCCCCGUCGAUAGGGACCUCACUGCCUGUCUCGAUGCCGCUCGAGUCGCCGACUUUGUCGUUGUUAUCCUGUCGGCUGAAGAAGAGGUCGACGACGUUGGAGAGCUUAUUUUGCGCAGCGUGGAGAGCCAAGGUCUUUCUACCCUCUUCACAGUGGUUCAUGGUCUCGCAAAGGUCGAGCCUUCCAAACAGAGGCUGUCCGUUCUCGAUUCCCUCAAGUCCUACAUGCGUCACUUUCACCCGGACCAGGAAAAGCUCUACAGCCUCGACAACAGGCAAGAAUGCUCCAACUUGAUGCGUUCUCUAUGCAGCACGACGCCAAAGGGUGUACGUUGGCGGGAUGAGAGGAGUUGGAUUCUCGCUGAGGAUGUUCAGUUCGCUGCUACCGAUGCUGAUUCUACUGUGGUCACUGGAGUAGUACGUGGCAAGGGCUUACAGGCCGACCGUCUUGUCCAGCUUGGUGACUGGGGAACAUUUCAAAUCGAGAAGGUCGUUGAUGCGCCCUUAUCAACAAGAAAAAAGGCAAAGGACGACGACAUGACACUUGACGGCGCAGCAGUUGAGACGCUAGCAGUGCCUGGGGAGGAUCAAGAGGAUCUUGACGACUUGGCACCGGAAGAGGUCGUCAUGGACGACCAGAUGGAUGAUGAUACAGAUGGCGAUGCCAUUCCCUCGGCUCCAGAGCCCAGCAAGAAGGGUGUUCUUCUUGAUGAACACCAUUACUUCUCCGAUGAGGAGGCGGCCAAACACCGGAUUCCAAAACGGCUGCCCAAAGGCACAUCUAACUAUCAGGCGGCAUGGUAUCUGGACGACGAGGACAUCUCCGACUCGGGAUCCGAUCUUGAGGAUUACGACAUGCAAGAUGCCAACACUGCUCAGGCUGCUCCCGAGGAUGGCACGGAGGGUGUAGCCGAUGCCCAAACCGAGGUCGGCCAGUCAGAGUAUCCACAGUCGGAGAUGUUUGUUGAGCCCAACGAGGCCGAGGACGCGGAGCAGCUCGCUGCCUACAGGGCCGCCAAGCGCGACGAGGCAGAGGAUGAUCUCGAAUUUCCUGACGAGAUUGAGCUGCAUCCCAACGUACUGGCGAGGGAGCGGCUGGCACGGUACCGCGGUCUCAAGAGCCUGACCUUCAGUCCCUGGGAGGAGGAUGAGGAUCGUGCCUACGAACCCGAGGAGUGGCAGAGGCUUCUCAGAAUCUCCGAUUACCGCUCAUCGCGAGUCCGCUCAACACGUGAGGCGCUGGUGGGAGGUGUUGAGCCCGGCACCCGCGUCUCUAUCUUCCUAAAGGGCGUUCCAGAAUCCGUCAAAGAGUUGUAUAGCCCAUCCAAGCCAGUCACUCUCUUCUCGCUGCUCAGGCACGAGAAUAAGCGCACGGCGCUCAACUUCCUCAUCAACCUCAGCUCGGAUCAUCCAUUCUCGAUCAAAUCCAAGGAAGAGCUUAUCAUGCAGUGCGGCCCUCGGCGCUUUGUUAUCAAUCCGCUCUUCUCCCAGGGUGGCAACACGCCCAAUGAUGUACACAAGUACUGCCGCUACUUGCAUCCAGGGCAGUCGGCCGUUGCUACGUUCAUGGGCCCCGUGACCUGGGGCGCCGUUCCGACUCUGUUCUUCAAGCGGUCUGCCUCUGGCGGAGAGGAUGGUACCGAGGCGUCGGACGUGCCAUUGACGCUUGUCGCUACGGGAACAGCUAUGCCUCCUUCCACUUCUCGUGUCAUUGCCAAGCGGGUCAUCCUCACCGGACACCCGUACCACAUCCACAAGAAGAUCGUCACCAUCCGUUACAUGUUCUUCAACCGUGAGGAUGUCGAGUGGUUCAAAGCCCUUCCUUUGUGGACCAAGAGGGGCCGCAGCGGAUUUAUCAAGGAGAGUUUGGGUACACACGGCUACUUCAAGGCCACCUUUGACGGUCGCAUCAACCCCCAGGACACCAUUGGUGUGAGUCUCUAUAAGAGAGUGUGGCCGAGGAAUUCGAGGCCCUUUUAUGGCUCCUUGUUCGUCUCGAUGGGGGCGGGCCAGGCAGCGCCGGCCGAUUCUAUGGACGAGGAUAUGGCUUAG
Messenger RNA from Thyridium curvatum, 2457 nucleotides. RefSeq lists its product as uncharacterized. Gene Ontology annotation, cellular component: nucleus; preribosome, small subunit precursor. The coding region runs from base 1 to 2457 and encodes 818 amino acids. Gene Ontology annotation, biological process: ribosome biogenesis; endonucleolytic cleavage of tricistronic rRNA transcript (SSU-rRNA, 5.8S rRNA, LSU-rRNA); maturation of SSU-rRNA from tricistronic rRNA transcript (SSU-rRNA, 5.8S rRNA, LSU-rRNA). The record is from RefSeq and is a predicted model, not a curated record. Lineage: Eukaryota; Fungi; Ascomycota; Sordariomycetes; Thyridiales; Thyridiaceae. The transcript is spliced from 2 exons. Gene Ontology annotation, molecular function: GTPase activity; GTP binding; U3 snoRNA binding.